GAUUGAGUGAUGGGAGGAAGAUUUGGAGGAGAAUAGCGGUUGGAGGAAGAAGAGAGGUGGGGGCUGAGUGACUGCCGCCCAGAGGGGUGGAGCCUGGAACAGCAAGGAGGAUCUUUCUACUGACCUUGGAAAACCAGACAGAGAGAGAGAGCAGCGAGAGAGAGCAGCAGCAGAGGCAUCGGCGUACUGACAGUGUUCCAGCACUGCAGAUCUCCCUGUCUGCUGCUAGCCCUCUGCAGGCUAAACACAGAAGGACAGGAGAGCAGGACCAGCUUUUCCAGCAGUCUUCCCUUCACACAGACACAGAGGGGAGAAGAUACCCGGCAUUUCAUCGGACUCAGCGCAGAAUCCCGCCUUGAUGAGGAUUCUGAAGGCAGGGAGCUAGAGACUUCCCCCCCCUCACCAAAGAGGGAGACCCAAGGCUGGGGGGCCUGACGGCUGGUGCCAGACCCGGUGACCCCUGCCCUGACAUAGGGUGAGGGAGAGGGGUGUCAGCCGCAGCGCCUGGGUGGACCAUGGGGGACGGGGUUGUCAACGGGGGAGGGAUAGGCGGAGACGGGGUGAACCCCUCUCACGUCCUGUUUGACCGCUUCGUCCAAGCGUCGACUUGUAAGGGCACUUUGAAGGCCUUCCAGGAGCUCUGCGACCACCUGGAUCUCAAACCCUGCGAGUACCGUGUCUUCUACCACAAGCUGAAAUCCAAGCUCAACUACUGGAAAGCCAAGGCCCUGUGGGCCAAGCUGGACAAGAGGGCCAAUCAAAAGGAAUACAAGAAAGGCAGAGCAUGUGCCAACUCAAAGUGUCUGAUCAUUGGUGCUGGGCCCUGCGGUCUGCGGACAGCCAUCGAGCUGGGUUUCCUCGGGGCCAAGGUGGUGCUGCUGGAGAAGAGAGACGCUUUCUCCAGGAACAAUGUGCUCCACCUCUGGCCCUUCACCAUCCAGGACCUCCGUGGUCUCGGAGCCAAGAAGUUCCACGGCAAGUUCUGUGCCGGGGCCAUCGACCAUAUCAGUAUCCGGCAGCUGCAGCUGAUGCUGUUGAAGGUGGCUCUGCUGCUUGGCAUAGAAAUCCACGUCAACGUCGAGUUCAAUGGUCUGAUCGAGCCGCCCGAAGACCAGGAGAACGAGAGGAUAGGCUGGAGGGCAGAGGUCUGCCCCAGGACACACCCUGUCAAUGAGUUGGAGUUUGAUGUGAUCAUCGGGGCAGACGGCAGGAGAAACACUCUAGCAGGGUUCCGCAGGAAAGAGUUCCGGGGGAAACUAGCCAUCGCCAUAACGGCCAACUUCAUCAACAGGAACACCACGGCUGAGGCCAGUGUGGAGGAGAUCAGUGGAGUGGCGUUUAUCUUCAAUCAGAAGUUCUUCCAGGACCUCAGAGAGGCCACUGGAAUUGACCUGGAGAACAUAGUGUACUACAAGGAUGACACGCACUACUUUGUGAUGACAGCCAAAAAACAGAGCCUGCUGGAGAAAGGAGUAAUUCUGCAUGACUACGCUGACACUGAGAUGCUGCUGUCCCGGGCCAACGUGGACCAGACCGCCCUGCUCUCCUACGCCCGAGAGGCCGCCGACUUCUCCACCAAUCAGCAGCUGCCCACGCUGGACUUCGCCAUCAACCACUACGGCCAGCCCGACGUGGCCAUGUUCGACUUCACGUGCAUGUACGCCUCGGAGAACGCCGCGCUGGUGCGCCAGAGACACGGCCACCAGCUGCUGGUGGCGCUGGUGGGAGACAGCCUGCUGGAGCCCUUCUGGCCGAUGGGCACUGGGAUUGCCAGAGGUUUCCUGGCAGCGAUGGACUCGGCCUGGAUGGUACGCAGCUGGGCACAGGGGAACACAACUCUGGAGGUGCUGGCUGAGAGGGAGAGCAUCUACCGCCUGCUUCCUCAGACCACGCCAGAGAACGUCAGUAAGAACUUCAGUCACUACAGCGUGAACCCCACCACUCGCUACCCUAACAUCUGCCUCAACUUUCUCAGGCCCAACCAGGUACGACACCUGGUUGACACCGGGGAGCAGAGGGACAUGCGUAUUGAGAUGGAGAAUGUCGUUAACUCAUCCACGCCCAAACUAACCCGGAACGACCAUUGCCUGCUUGACAAGCAGUUGCAAGAGUCCGUCGCUCGCUCCAGCAAGCUGCUCAACUGGUGCCAGAGGCAGACGGACGGCUACAGGAGCGUCAGUGUGACGGACCUGACCAUGUCCUGGAAGAGCGGCCUGGCCCUGUGUGCUCUCAUCCACCGCUACAGACCCGACCUCAUUGAUUUUGACUCACUGGCGGAGCGAGACCAGGAGAGGAACAACCAGCUUGGCUUCGAUGUGGCCGAGCGAGAGUUCGGCAUCUCACCCUGCAUGACGGGCAAGGAGAUGUCCUCGGUGGUGGAGCCAGAUAAGCUGUCCAUGGUCAUGUACCUGAGCCAGUUCUAUGAGAUGUUCAAGGACACAGUGCCCCCUGGAGAAAACCAGAACCUUAGUCCGGAAGAGAAGGCUGCUCUGAUCUCCAGCACCAAGUCUCCUAUUUCCUUCCUCAGCAAGCUGGGCCAGAGCAUUGCCAUCUCGCGCAAACGCAACCCCAAGGACAAGAAGGAGAAGGAAGUGGAUGUUUUGGGCAAGAGGAGGAAGACAAGCCAAGCUGGACACUCUGAAGACGAUGAAGUGUCGAGGGCCAGUCGAGAUGAGAGGCCGUCAGUCUCCAACGCCUUGACGGAAAGGAAGGUAGAAUCUACUGCCGGGGGCAACCAUAACAAGGUCAAGUCCAUGGCAACUCAGCUGCUGGCCAAGUUUGAGGAGAAUGCCCCGGCCCAGUCUUCAGGCCUCAAGAGACAGGGAGACUCUCUGCCAAAUCUGAACCUUUUGCUGCCCCCAGCCCCUUCACCUGCCCCCUUGAAAGAGCCAGUGCGCUUGGCCCCCGUUCCAGCGUGGAGAAAGAAACGCACACAGCAACAGGAGCAGCUGAGCUUCCGCUAUAAGCAGAGGGUCAAGUGUCAGACCCUGCCCAGUCGAGGGGAACAGGCAAACAGCAACACAGACUCCACCACGGGCUCUCGGAGCUGCCCUAAGAAAACCAUCCUCCUCUCCUCCUCUUCCUCCGCCUCCUCGCUCUCGCUUCACGCACAGCAGAGUGAUAGACUAGUCGAGGAGGAGGACAGUGUCCAAGACCGGAUGACUCUGACACACAGGGACUGGGAGCCGCUGCACCUGGAGGAUCCAGGGCCCAUCCACAUCCCUAGCAUACAGGAGAGGGCUGCGUGCCUGAUCUCUAAGUUUAGAGGCAGGCCUGAGAAGCCCAUGCCUAAGAAAAAGCCGUCUCGCUUCUUCAUAGAACAGUGGCAGCUGAGCCAGAGUCCAGAACCAUCUCUCCCUUCCCCAGAGGCCCUCAAACAGGACCCAGAGCCGUUGCGCUCUGAUGAUCAGGUGCCCAUACAUGUGCCUAGCAUUCAGGAGAGGGCUGAGCAGCUAGCCUCACAGUUUAAAGGCAAGCCAGCUAAACCAAAGCCCUCCAAAAAGCCAUCCCCUUUCUUCAUACAGCAGUGGCAGCUGUCCAGAAGCCUGAACUCCAGCCCUGAAUCCCCACUCCCCUCACCAGAGAGACAGAGAUAUAUAAAGAUGUACACAGGGGGUGUGAGCUCAUUGGCUGAGCAGAUAGCCAAUCAGCUCCAGACCCAGGAGGAGCCCAAGCCCCUUCUUGGCAAGAGGGAACUAGUGGAACUGGGCUCGCUGAGGAAGGAGUUCCCCGUGAACAUCGGGGGCAGCGACGUGUGUUUCUUCUGCCGCAAGCGCGUGUACGUGAUGGAGAGGCUCAGUGCUGAGGGCAAGUUCUUCCAUCGCAGCUGCUUCAAGUGCGACUACUGCGGCACCACGCUGCGACUCUCCUCGUACGCCUUCGACGUGGAGGACGGGAAGUUCUACUGCAAACCCCACUACUGUUACCGUCUGUCGGGACAGGCUCAGAGGAAGAGACCCGCCCCCACCCCGACAACUCUCAACGAUAAGGACAACCAGGUGUCCCAGCCUUCUCCCGUCACCGUGGACGCCCCGGGGCGUGCGCUGGCAGCCGCCACGACUCCCACCGAGCGCCGGCCCUCAGGAGCAGAGGUGAACGGGCUGCAGGAGCCCAGCCUGGCCAAGCGUCUGCGCGGCACGCCGGAGCGCAUCGAGCUGGAGAACUACCGCACGUCCCAGCAGAGGGAGGAGGAGCUGGAGGAGGUGCCCGAGGAGACGCUGGCCGAGCACAACCUGAGCAGCGUCCUGGACAAGGCCACGGACGCCGACCUGCUGGGCUCCAGCAGUAGCUCCGAGUCUGACAUGGAGGAUGAGGAUGAGGACCAGGACGAGCCGGGGGAGGAGGAGCCCAGCCCCUCUGAUCUGGGGGGCGUGCCCUGGAAGGAGGCAGUGGAGCUCCAUGCCCAGCUGCGGACAGACAGCGACCCAGAAGCCGGGAGCCACGAGCGGGCGCUCGCUGGCACUGCCAGGGAGGAGGAGGAGCAGGAGGAGGAGGAGGAAUAUGAAGAGGAGGAGGAGGAUGAGGAAGAGGAGGAAGAGGAGGAAGACUCAAGCGAUGAGGGUGAGUAUUGCCCCUGGGAGCACGAGCUUCAGUCAGGUCUGUGGUUGGAGAAGCACCUCGUCGAUGAAGAGGACACGGGUACUUUUAAAGCCAGGAACCUGCAGCUCCAGCAGAUCCUGCAGCCUGUGGACCCUCUGGGGCUCCAGGCAGACCUGAGUCCCACUCCCCUACAGCCUGAAGGGAACACAGAGGGUCAUCCCCCAGCCUCAGCCUCGCAGCCCUCUGGGCUCACCCGCCACUCCUCCACAGCCCCCGCCCGCUCCUCAGCCCGACACGAGGCAGUCAGAGUCUGGUUGGAGUCCAUGUCUGGAGAGCCAUGCAAUGACGAUGACCCAGAUGCUGAAGCAGACAGCCCUGACCUGGAGCCCGGCACAGAGAUGGACCAGGAGGAAAUUCCAUCAGACGCGGAGGCCGAGGCUCGUCUGCACAAAUCAGAGAACUCGGAAGCACUUACUGAAGAGGACAGGAAGUCAGAGGGCCGUGGGAUCCCCUCCAGCAUCGAACAAUCCACGGUCAGUCCAGUGAAGGAGGUUGGGGACGUGGUGCUGACGCCAGUCAGAGCUCUCUCAGAGCUGGAUAAACAGAAGUCUCCAACCGCUCAGCCGUCACCGGUCAAAUCCCCUGGCCCUCGCUUCUUCCCAGAGCCCAAUGGGCCCGAAGAGGUCCAGUCUGAGAGGACGGCACAGGCGGCCAGUCCCAGGAGUCCCCUGGCUCCCGCCCCAUCCGCCAGCCCCAACCUAGUGACCUCCCCCUCCCCUGCUCCCGCUGUCUCCCCCCUCAGAUCCCCUGUCCGCUCCCCCAUACGCUCCCAGCCCCUCCCCCUGCCGGAGACGGUCCCCGUCAAAUCUCCCGUCCUUCCCUCACGCUCCUCCUGUCCCCUCACGGGUAACCCCCUGUCCCCCAUCUGUGCCCAGCCCCUCUCCUGCCCGGAGCCCUGCUCCCCCCUCGCUUCCAACUCCCCCGUACGCACGCAGCCUGUCCCGGCGGUAACUUCCACCCCUUAUACCAAGCCCCCCUCUGACUGGUCCGCCCCAGAGCCCCAGAAGUCCCUGGACUCCUCAGACGAGACUCCGUCCAAGAAGGCAGACAUCAUUGAGGAGUUCUGGCUAAAGAGCGCGGAGAUUCGGAAGAGCCUGGGCCUGACCCCUUUGGACCGGAGCAGGGCUUCGGAGAGAACCAGCCCAAAGCUCUCCACCCCUGACUCCUCACCCAAGUCCCAGUCCCCCGACCUGUCGGAGGACCUGAAGCCCACCUUCACCACCGGCCGCUCGGUCAUCCGCAGGCUCAACAUCACCCUGGAGGGCCAGGUCAUCUCCCCCGUGGAGCCCCGGGCCGACAGCUCGGAGCGCAGGGACCUCAGCAGCAGUUCGGGCCUCGGCCUCAACGGCAGCUCGUCCCGCACGGCCACCAGCGACAACUACAACACCUCCGACUCCACCAUGCUCACCCCGCCCUCCAGCCCUCCCCCGCCCCCGCCUAACGAGUCCCCCGCCGUGGUCCGGCAGCAGAAGCACCAGGUGUCCUGGAGCAACGGCACCCAUCCUUCUCCCCUUCCCGUCGCCAAGCCCGAGGCCGCCGCGAGGGAGCCGGCCUCGGCCAAGACCAACAACCCCGUGCCUGCACCUAGGACCCAGCUCAGCCCCGUGGCGGCGCCCACCCCUGCUCCCAGGAAGGCGGGGGGGGGUCCGGCCCCAGCCACCCCCCCGGCUCCAGUGGUGAUGAGGCGGGAGCGGAGCAAGCCGCGGAGGGAGGAGGUCCGGAAGUCGUUUGUGGAGUGUGUGGCGGAGAUCCCGUUCGCCGACGACGUGGACGACACGUACGACGAGAGGACGCCCGACACGACCGCGCAGGAUCGCUUCUACACCCCGCCCACCAGCCGGCCCGGCAGAGACAAGCCUCCGCUCCACCUAGCCCUGGCCAUGGAGAACGGCAAGCCCAACAUCCCUGUCGCCGGGCUCCCCGGCCAGGCCUCCAAAGGCCAGAAGGCCACCCAGUUCUCCCCGGAAGCCAAGGAGAUCGCAGAGGAGAGGAUGAGGGCCAGGGAGAAGUCGGUGAAGAGCCAGGUGCUGAAGGAUGCGAUGGCCAAGCAGCUCGACAGGAUGAAGGAGUCCGAGGCGGCCAAGGGUGCUGCCGCCAAAGUGGCGUGGAGCGUGUCGCCUUCCGAGAGCGCCGGGAAGGGUAGGAAGUUGUCGAGCUCUCCCAAGACGUCGGCGGUGAAGGCCCUGGAGUCGAAGAAAGCCGAGACUCUCCCCGAGCGCUUCUUCAGCAGCAACAAGAGUCUGGACAGCUCCCUGGCCUCUUCGGACUGUUCCUCUGGAGGCAAGAGCAAGAAGCGCAGCUCGCUCUUCUCCCCGAGGAAGAACAAGAAGGAGAAGAAAUCCAAGAGUGAGAGCAGGGGCUCGGACAAGCACGGGACAGACGACAGUCCGCCCAAACACAAGUCUCUGUGGAAGGCCGUCUUCUCCGGGUACAAGAAGGACAAGAAGAAGAAGGAGGACAAGUCCUGCCCUAGCACGCCUUCCAGCUCCACCACACAGGAUUCUGGGAAAAAAAGAACGCCACCUAUUGGGAAGUCUUCAGAUCUGCGUUGCCGUAGGAACCUGAGUUUCUCUGAGGACUCCGACCUGUCCUGCGACGAUGUGUUGGAGAGGUCCUCUCAGAAGUCCAAGAUGGAGCAUCGGCAUACCGAUAUCUUUGACCUAGUGUCAGGCAUCCAGAAGGAUGCCAUAAAGGAGGAGAGAAUGAAGGAAAAAGAGAAGGAAAGGGAGAGGGAUCGGGGAAGAGAGAGAGUCAGAGAGAAAGACGAGGAGGAGUCUGUCUAUGUCCCUCACGCACUGGCGUUCAAGAGAUCGUACGCCACGAAGAAGACGUACACAGAGGAGGAGCUGAACGCCAAGCUGACACGCAGGGUCCAGAAAGCCGCCCGCAGGCAGGCCAAACAGGAGGAGCUUAAGAGGCUCCACAGAGCACAGAUCAUCCAGAGGCAGCUGGAGCAGGUGGAGGAGAAACAGAGGCAGCUGGAGGAGAGGGGCGUGGCCGUGGAGAAGGCCCUGCGAGGGGAAGCAGGCUUGUAUAGAGGUACUUAUACUUUACCAAAACGACACAAACGAAGAUCAGACUAUUGGGGAGAGUCUAAUUACAGUGAAUUCCUCGACUUGCAUCUGGGCGUUGAGUCCCAUGUGGGGAGUCCUCGCCGAAGACCUCUGUCCCUCUGCCCCUGCAUCUCUCCCGAAGGGAUGGGGAAGAAGGACGACCCCAAGCUGAUGCAGGAGUGGUUCAAACUGGUCCAGGAGAAGAACGCUCUAGUGCGCUAUGAGUCAGAGCUUAUGAUAUUUGCUCGGGAGCUGGAACUUGAAGACCGUCAGAGCAGACUACAGCAGGACCUGAGGGAGCGCAUGGCAGUGGAAGACCACUUGAAGUCAGAAGUGGAGCUGGCCGAGGAGAAGCGUAUCCUGGGGGAGAUGCUGGAGGUGGUGGAGCAGAGGGACUCCCUGGUGGCGCUGCUGGAGGAGCAGAGGCUCCGGGAGAAGGAGGAGGACAGGGACCUGGAGUCCGUCAUGCUCUCCAAGGGCUUCAACCUCAACUGGGCCUGAGGGGAGGGGGGGGGGGAGCACUUAAUGACUGUGUGUGACGUUCUCAAACCAUCCUGGCUGUUACUGGAGUCGUCUGGCGAGGGUUUACGUGAGGUUCCUCGUCCCUGGCGGAUCCUGUCGCCGCGUCCGUGCGCUCACCUCAUUGUCUCCGUGUGAUCGGGAGAGACAGAAACCCCCCCGGACAGGAACUUCCUCUCCACCGUUACCUGGAGGGCUUCCGGAGAAUGUCUUUUGUAUUUGUUAUUUGGAUCCUGAUAAUGCAGAGAAGAAAAAGGAAGAGAAGGUUUAGGCCCUGCUGAUGUACAGAAUUGUAUCUGAUGUGUACCGAUGUUUCUGUGUGUACACGUGUGGAGCACAGCACAGCAGACGGAUCCUUGCUUGGGUGAGGCUGUUCUGACUGCUACUGAGAACUGCCCUUGAGGGUAGGGGGGGUUGGGGGGGGGGGGGUUCUUCAGUGUCUCACCUCACUGCCUCUGCUGCCUUGGCGACUGUAUAUGGUGAGAGAGACACCGUCUGCUUUACCUGUCUUUCUUUUCAAUCACAGACUGGCUUCCGUGUUUAAAGUAGCCAAUGAUGAAGGGACUCUGAAAACCAGUUGGAACCAGUUUGUAACCAGUUGGAAAAUCACCCAGAAAACCACUGCAUGUCAAAACUCUAGACUGCAGAUUCGUUACUCAAGGAGAUUUUCAAAUUGUUACACUGUCUCUGACUGUUGACAGGCUCGCUUGUAGUCUAGAAUCUACAUGUACAAAUGGACUCUUCUGACACCCUCUGAUGGUUUACUGUGUGGCUUCUUCUUCGGAUGUCACUCACUUUAAUAUCCUUGUUUACUAAGUUUACAAUCAGUUUUCCUUUUUCACAACACCUUACGUUUGCAGGGUCAACAUCUACACCUUAGCUCUAGUUUAUCAGAAUAGUGGAAUGUGAGAGCACUGUUAAAAUGUUUUCAAAGUUCCGAGAAGGUAAUGUUUUUGGUGAAUUUGAGUUUUGGUGUCCCACUGUGUAAUGGUGUUAAUAUUGUGAUAGUGUCAUUCAAACACUGAAGUCUCAUUUAAAGAUGAGAAGUCAGUAAACCAUGCAUCACUCGGGGUGCUGCCAGAUUGUAGAGUCUGGAUAUGCUGCAAUAUCAAAGGGAUAAACCUGAACCACUCACAUUCUCUGCAGGUCUGCAGUACAUACAGCAUGCGAUCCUGCUGUGGAACAAGAUGCCUUUAUUUUCUUUCUCAGUUACAGUUUCUAAUACUAAUCUUCUGAGUUUAUCACGGUCCUUCAAGGAAUCCAGAUUUCUACAGUUAAUAUUCCCCACUGGAAGUACAAUUUAGAUUUUUUUAAAUCAUUUUUACUACAGGUCUUCUGACUGCAGUCUGUAGAUGUGUAGAGGCGAGGGCGCUCUACUUCUUGCACCCUGUCAGAAGAGCAUGUCUAUCUGUUUGGUAUUUACUCUGCUAGCCUUCCUGCCAAACACAAAAAUCUGUGGUUGGUUUCUAAUUGUUUCACAGUAGAGAAACAUAGAGAGAAAUAGUGUUUGAGCUGUGAAUAGGCUCCAACACAGUACAGUUUUAAGGAUUGUUGUUUUAGAUUGUGUGUGAUAAGUUUGACAGAUUUUUAUUGAUAUUUAUUAACAUUGUGUGCAAAAAUGUAUCAUAUGUAAAGAAAAUGAAUCCUAAUUUUUAAAACUUAUGUUGACACAUGAUCUGUAUGCUUCAUGUAGCUGAAGUACAUAGUGUUGGAUGUAUGCAGAAAAGGCAAUAAAACAAUGCAGUCGUUCUUAAA
Molecule: messenger RNA, 9926 nt
Organism: Osmerus eperlanus (European smelt)
Lineage: Eukaryota; Metazoa; Chordata; Actinopteri; Osmeriformes; Osmeridae
Gene: mical3a
Product: microtubule associated monooxygenase, calponin and LIM domain containing 3a
Exons: 49
Coding region: 516-8153 (2545 amino acids)
Molecular function (GO): protein binding; FAD binding
Source: RefSeq, a predicted model, not a curated record